Molecule: messenger RNA, 3560 nt
Organism: Nymphaea colorata (pocket water lily)
Lineage: Eukaryota; Viridiplantae; Streptophyta; Magnoliopsida; Nymphaeales; Nymphaeaceae
Exons: 5
Coding region: 1049-3367 (772 amino acids)
Biological process (GO): proteolysis
Molecular function (GO): serine-type peptidase activity; dipeptidyl-peptidase activity
Source: RefSeq, a predicted model, not a curated record
UGAAGGGGGAUAUCGGAUUUCCAGAAAUUAAAAGAAUCCGGCAAUCUCCCAACGCGGAUCUGUUCAAUGGCUCUCCGCUCGUGAGACCAGAAAUCCCUUCUCCCCUCCCACUUUUUUCCCGAUCUUUCGGGAUCCGGAUUCUCUUCCUGCUCGCCUCUCGGUUUGGGUUAAGCCAGACGGGAAUUUUUCAGAGUUUCCCUUUUGUAUGAUCUUUAGUCCGUGGCCCGGUUCAGGAAUUUCGCUUGCUCUUACUGCUUCCCGGGGAGGAGAGGUUGUCCUGUUAUAGAGAAAAACUCGGCAGCUCCAUAACUUUGAGGAUAUUCUGAUUGAUUGAUUCCCUCUGCUUGUGGACCUGUGGUGAAUCGCAAGUGAAAAAAAACAUGUUUUUGGUUUAACUUGUACGUUCCGAAGUUUGAAAAACCAAAAUUUUAGUGACGGGGCCGGUUUACUGUCUUAGUGGCGUUUUGUUUAAUUUAGACAUCUCGAACUUCGAGAGAACCGAUUUUCUCUUCUUUCUUUGUCUUGCUAUCUGAUCGAAUUUUGCCUUUUUUUUUUCCUCAUCCUGGACGGAAUUAUUAGUUUGGCUUGCGUUAGAGUUUCUUUUCUUUUUCUGCAGAGUUAAACCCUAGAAAGAUACUUCUCGAUCAGUUCUCAGCUUGAAACUUCAAAUUCGUGUUGUUGUUGUUUCUUUUUUUUUUUUGGCGUAUUUUGCUGUCCAAAACAUGUUUGGUCCCUAUAUUUUUCCAGUUCAGUAAUUUUGCUUUCUUUCCUCUUAAAUGUAUUCCAGUGCAUGGAAAAUUUUACAUUUUUUUGAAGAUCAUAUGCCCAUUGCCAUUAGGAAAUCUUGAAUUUUUUUUUCUUCAAAAUCUCCCCUUGGAUUUCUUCCACCGUUCAAAUAGUUGAAAUUUUUCUAUAGACUUGCAAGUUAGGUUAUUCUUAUAUCUAGAGAAAAUCUGGUUUUGUUGAUAAAUGUGGUUUUCAUGUUGGGUUUUCAAUUUUCUUAUAACUGUCGUAGAAGGUUGGUUUGAAUUUUUAUAGCUCUUCUGGAAUGCGUGCGAAUUCGAAAAGGAAGCUCAAGCGAUUGAAAUCAUCUGAGACCAACAUGCCUCCUACUGAUCAUUCUGCUAUACAGAGCCUAGACGAAUGCUUACUCUUCCCUGUUGAAGAGAUUGUCCAGUACCCUUUGCCUGGCUACAUUGCCCCGGUCUCUGUCAGCUUUAGUCCUGAUGAUAGCUUGAUUUCGUUCUUGUUCUGUCCCAACAAUUCUUUGAACCACAAUGUCUUCGUCUUCGACCCUGCAACACAACAGCAAGUGUUGGUUUUUAGUCCACCAGGUGGGGGCCUGGAAGAAAGCAGGCUGUCUGCAGAAGAGAAGCUGAGGAGGGAAAGGCUAAGAGAAAGAGGGUUGGGAGUCACCCGGUAUGAAUGGGCAAAGUCUUGCUCUAAGCCUGCCAAAAUCAUGAUCCCUCUGCCUAGCGGGAUCUAUGUUCAGGAAGUUCCUGGUCUGGAGGCCGAACUUAAGCUUCCUAGUACUUCUUGCUCCCCAAUAAUUGAUCCUCACCUCUCUCCAGAUGGAUCUAUGCUUGCGUAUGUAAGAGAUCAUGAGCUAUACGUUCUAAAUUUGUCAAGCGGUGAAUCCAAGCAGUUAACAUCUGGUGCUAAGGAAACUGCAAAGACUCAUGGUCUUGCUGAGUAUAUUGCACAGGAGGAGAUGGACCGAAAAUCUGGUUUCUGGUGGUCAUUAGAUGGAAAACACAUUGCAUUUACGCAAGUUGAUGCAACUGAAAUACCACUUUUCAGAAUCAUGCAUCAAGGUAAAGAUUGUGUUGGCUCUGAUGCUCAAGAAGAUCAUGCCUAUCCAUUCUCUGGCACUUCAAAUGUUAAAGUGCGCCUUGGUGUUGUUUCGGCUUCUGGCGGUGAAAUUACAUGGAUGGACCUUCUUUGUGGCACACAGGAUAAAGACAGAGAUGAUGAAGAGUAUUUAGCAAGAGUCACAUGGAUGCCUGACAAUGUUCUUGCUGCUCAGGUUCUGAAUAGAUGUCAUUCUAAGCUAAAGAUAAUUAUGUUUGACAUCAGUACGGGUCAUAGGACACUCCUCUUGGUGGAAGAAUCUGAUGUCUGGAUUAAUUUACAUGACUGCUUUAUGCCACUCCACAAGGGUGUCAACAAGUUUGCAAAAGGCUUUAUAUGGGCUAGUGAGAAGACUGGCUUUAGGCAUCUUUAUCUACACGACAGGAAUGGUAAUUGCUUAGGCCCCAUUACUGAGGGCGAUUGGAUGGUUGAGCAAAUUGCUGGUGUAAACGAGAAUGCUGGACUUCUUUAUUUUACUGGGACCAAAGAUGGACCUCUGGAGUCCAACUUAUACUGUGUUAGCUUAUUUCCUGAUUGGACCCAUACAUUACAGAUACCCCAGAGGUUGACCCAUGGGAAAGGGAGACAUGUGGUUGUCCUAGAUCAUCAGAUGCAGAGGUUUAUUGAUAUUCAUGACUCUCUCAAUACACCCCCCAAAGUGUUUCUUUGUUCACUUCUUGAUGGAAGCUUGUUGAUGCCCCUGUUUGAGCACCCACGUACUGUUCCUCGAUUCAAAAGGCUUCAACUAAUGCCACCAGAAAUUUUUGAGGUCCCAGCAGUUGAUGGUACUAUACUUUAUGGUGCCCUGUAUCGACCUGAUAGUAAAAGGUUUGGGCCUCCACCAUACAAGACCUUAGUCAGUGUCUAUGGUGGUCCAAGUGUCCAAAUUGUUUAUGAUUCAUGGUUGAAUACUGUUGAUAUGAGAGCACAAUAUUUUCGGAGCAAAGGCAUCCUAGUUUGGAAGUUGGACAAUCGAGGCACAUCACGACGGGGACUGAAAUUUGAAGGUGCUUUGAAGCACAACUUUGGCCGCAUUGAUGCUGAAGACCAGCUUGCUGGUGCAGAGUGGCUUAUAAAACAAGGACUUGCCAAGCCAGGACAUAUUGGACUAUAUGGCUGGAGUUAUGGUGGCUACCUGUCCGCCAUCACCUUGGCAAGAUUCUCUGAUACCUUCUGCUGUGCUGUCGCUGGUGCUCCCGUUACCUCUUGGGAUGGUUAUGACACUUUCUACACAGAAAAAUAUAUGGGCAAACCGGCAGACAACCCAGAUGCCUAUGAAUAUGGGUCUGUCAUGUAUCAUGUGGAUAAACUCAGAGGAAAAUUGUUGAUUGUGCAUGGGAUGAUUGACGAGAACGUUCACUUUCGGCACACAGCAAGGCUUAUUAAUGCGCUCAUUGAUGUUGGUAAGCCAUAUGAGCUUCUAAUCUUCCCUGAUGAGAGGCACAUGCCUCGCCGGCAUCAGGAUCGGAUUUAUAUGGAAGAGAGGAUAUGUGAGUUUAUUGACAGGAACGUAUGAUAAGUAAAUGGCUACCUAUCUUUUUGUUUGCGUCUCCAUUAAGCCUAGGUGGCAAGGUCUCUUGGUCGUGCUGUCUGGUGCUUUUAGUUGGAACUAUGAACGAAGUCUGUCUGCGUGCCAGAUUCUGUAUCAGAAGAAGCUUUCUAGGAACAAUUGGAAGAUGAGAAGAUUUGUCACUUGGUGCAGUUAAAAA